Molecule: messenger RNA, 1445 nt
Organism: Formica exsecta
Lineage: Eukaryota; Metazoa; Arthropoda; Insecta; Hymenoptera; Formicidae
Exons: 2
Coding region: 96-1445 (449 amino acids)
Biological process (GO): regulation of DNA-templated transcription
Cellular component (GO): nucleus
Source: RefSeq, a predicted model, not a curated record
GUAAGGGAUGGAAAACGUGAUCCAGCUAGUGUAGCCGCGUGUGUUUGGAAGAACACUUGCCAUCGUAAUCCGGUCGAUCAUCCGGAGCGAGCAGGAUGACAAUGGAAGAUCGCACGGGUGGCAUCGACCGCGCCGCCCCCGCGACCUCGACGCCGGCCACGACGACAUUGACGUCGGCGUGCCCCGCGUCCAUCAGCGAUGUCACACCCGACGCCUCAUAUCCCCUUCAGCGCGCUAGCAAGCGCUCCUUCGACGUCGCUUUCCUGGUAGCGCCCGACGAGAACCUGGCACGUCGUCAAAACGAAAAGUUGCGAUUGAUAUCCGGCCGAAAGGAGCGUCCGCGAGAUGAUAUCUCUGUUGAUAACGUUCUGGAUGCUGACAGACUGCCGCAAAAUCUCACCAUCAAACACUACGAUAACGAUUCCGGCGGUUCGGAGAGAAGGAGAUUGUUGCAAUGCACGGAGAACUCACUGAGUCCACCCUACGUGUCACCGAGAACCUUGACGCCGACUUUGCCGGGACUUUCCCCGGACACCGACGGAAGGAGAUACACAUCGACUGGUGGUCGGCUUCAGAAAACUCCGAGUCCGCCUAUCUUCGUCGGUCAUCAGUCUAUGCUGACUACCUGUCCGGAAUCGGCAGAUUCUUCGGUCUUGUCCUGCACGAAGGUCUACGAGACUGGUAUCCCCUGCGUGACCGAUCGCCACGGCGAAUCUCGCAGUGCUUUUACGAAAGUCAACCUGAUAGGACAACGAAAUGGCUUCAACGAUGAUAGCCAGGCAUCACCCAGAUCGUCGAUAUCGCCGGACGACCGCGCGAGCUAUCAGAACAGCGUCAGUCCGCCGGUGGUGUCGUUGGCCGGAGCGGCGAGUUACAAGUACGCGCCGUUUCCUACUAAGAUGGCGUAUCCAUUCCUGGCAGUGGGAGCGGAGACCGGUCAGUCGGGAUUGUUGGAGAACCUGAAGAUCCCGCAGAUUGCUCAGCCGCCCAAGGUGCCCAGUCCGAAGGUGCCCGCUUUUCGACCGGAUCUCCCGCCGGUCUAUCCUAAUCUCUCCUACAAUCCCAUCUCCGUUUUCCCGCCGAUGGCAGACGCUCUUGCCAGGCCGCGAUUUCUGGCCACGGCCGCCGGGGUGGCCGGCCUUUUGCCGCCGUCGUUCGCCGCUCUGACCUUGCCGGCGCAGAACGUCUGCGCCAAAUGCAAUCUGUCGUUCCGGAUGACCUCCGACUUGGUCUACCACAUGCGCUCUCAUCACAAGAGCGAGAACUUGGGCGAGUCGGCGAGGAGGAGGAGGGAAGAGAAGCUUAGAUGUCCCGUAUGCGACGAGAGCUUUCGCGAAAGACACCAUCUCACCAGACACAUGACCGCUCAUCAGGAUAAGGAGAGCGACGGUAUCGUCGAGCAGGUCGAGGUUAAGAGGAGAGCCACUUCCGUUCACAGUAAGUGA